GUUCAUGUUUAAAACAUGUCACAGAUUGCAAAAAAAAACCCUCUCAUCAUUGUUCUUAUCCAGGUGUUGUCAGCUGCCUCAGCGGCAGGAGUAUCUGUAGCCUUUGGUGCCCCAAUUGGUGGAGUCCUUUUCAGUCUGGAGGAGGUCAGUUACUAUUUCCCACUGAAAACUUUAUGGAGAUCAUUUUUUGCUGCUUUAGUAGCUGCAUUCGUUUUAAGGUCCAUCAAUCCUUUUGGUAAUAGCCGCCUAGUUCUUUUUUAUGUGGAAUAUCACACUCCUUGGUACCUUUUUGAACUGCUUCCUUUUAUUCUUCUGGGAGUAUUUGGUGGGCUCUGGGGAGCGUUUUUCAUCCGAGCAAACAUCGCAUGGUGUCGUCGACGCAAAUCUACGAAAUUUGGGAAGUAUCCUGUCCUGGAGGUUAUUAUUGUUGCAGCAAUAACAGCUGUCAUUGCAUUUCCUAAUCCAUAUACAAGGCUAAACACCAGUGAGCUUAUUAAAGAGCUCUUCACGGACUGUGGGCCGUUAGAAUCGUCCUCCCUCUGUGACUACAGAAAUGAUAUGAAUGCAAGCAAAAUAGUAGAUGAUAUUCCUGACCGUCCAGCAGGCACUGGAGUCUAUUCAGCUAUAUGGCAGUUGUGUUUAGCACUCAUAUUUAAAAUAAUCAUGACAGUCUUCACUUUUGGUAUCAAGGUUCCAUCUGGGUUGUUCAUACCUAGUAUGGCAAUUGGCGCAAUAGCAGGAAGGAUUGUAGGAAUUGCAGUGGAGCAGCUGGCUUACUACCAUCAUGACUGGUUCAUCUUCAAGGAGUGGUGUGAAGUUGGAGCUGACUGUAUUACACCUGGUCUUUAUGCCAUGGUUGGUGCUGCUGCAUGCUUAGGUGGUGUCACAAGGAUGACUGUGUCCCUGGUAGUUAUUGUCUUUGAGCUAACAGGAGGGCUGGAAUAUAUUGUGCCCCUAAUGGCUGCAGUCAUGACCAGUAAGUGGGUAGGAGAUGCCUUUGGUAGGGAAGGCAUCUAUGAGGCACACAUCCGACUGAAUGGAUAUCCUUUCUUGGAUGCAAAGGAAGAAUUCACUCACACAACACUGGCUGCUGAUGUUAUGAGACCUCGAAGAAGUGAUCCACCUUUAGCGGUUCUGACACAGGAUAAUAUGACAGUCGAAGACAUAGAAAACUUGAUCAAUGAAACCAGCUAUAAUGGUUUUCCUGUUAUUAUGUCAAAAGAAUCGCAGAGACUAGUGGGCUUUGCUCUAAGAAGAGAUUUAACUAUUGCAAUAGAAAGUGCUAGAAAGAAGCAGGAAGGGAUUGUUGGCAGUUCCAGGGUCUGUUUUGCCCAGCAUACCCCAUCGCUUCCAGCAGAAAGCCCUCGACCUUUGAAGCUUAGAAGCAUACUUGAUAUGAGCCCUUUCACCGUGACAGACCACACACCCAUGGAAAUAGUGGUGGAUAUUUUCCGGAAGCUGGGUCUGAGGCAGUGCCUUGUAACACACAAUGGGAUUGUCUUGGGGAUCAUCACAAAGAAGAACAUAUUAGAGCAUCUCGAGCAACUAAAGCAGCACGUCGAACCCUUGGCGCCUCCUUGGCAUUAUAACAAAAAAAGAUAUCCUCCGUCAUAUGGCCCAGACGGCAAACCAAGACCCCGCCUCAAUAAUGUUCAACUGAAACCCAUAGCUGAGGAGAGAGAGGAAACGGAAGAGGAGGUUCAUUUGUUGAAUAGCACAACACUUUAGGCUGGGGGAUACUUCCAAAAUCAGAGACGAGAGCUGGGUUUUUGCUGCUGGAAAUCAGGAGUUGGUCUGGGGGAGUAUGUGGCGAGGAGGAAGGCUGAUGGGAGCGUGGGAAGGGAGAGCCGCUGUCCUGCACUGGAUGCGUCCCGAGGCGUCAGGUCUGCCAUGAUAGUGCAGUGGGUGAGCCGUGCGAGGUGGCGCAAUUCUCCAGCCCCAGCCUGGUACUUCAGCUUUGAAGAGAUGUGUUACUAGUCCCUGUUUCUGGAGGGAUCAUUCUGAAUUGAGCCAUCUUACGGAGACUGAAAGGUCUUGCCCUUUUUACCAUUGAGAACUGUUGUGUUAACUCAUGAAGCGUAUUAAUUAUUACACGUCACCUUUCUACAUUCCAGAAGAGCUUUAUUUCUCUCUCUCCUGAGCCGUAACAAAGCCUCUUUAAAAUUGGUGUGCCCUUUUGAAGCAGUUGUUUCUCAUAUUGAGAUGUACUGUGAGUUACUGAGGUUCGAUCACAAGAAGGGAGGUUUUUCUUGUGCCAUUAAACGUGUAAGUUUGUACAUCGUGAAAUGCUCGGGGCAGUACAGGUCUGCUGUGACAAAACCAGAUUGAACAGGUGAUGAAUACCUUGCCGGAACCAUGUGAGACUUCUUUCAACCCAUGUGCUGUCGUGAUACGAGACAAAUUAAAACCAGAUGAAACUAGCGUUUCAAAGAAAAAUACUGUUUUUGCUGCAGAAAAUAUCAAUAAUGUGACCUGGUCUUAUGCAAUUUUUGUAUUCUUGAAAACACUAUGAUAUAUACCAAUGUUGUGCAGUAUAAGGAAAAAUACUGCUAUUCUACUAGUUACGAGCUGGAACAAUUCUGUAUACGUGUAUCUGGUAAAAAUUGCAUGCUACAACACUGGAGAGCUUUUUUCCCCCCCUGUAAAAUUUGAGAACAGUCAUUUUUAUUUUUAAUUCUCCACAAAAGACGUUCCACUGCUGACAUGGUAGGAAGAAAUGUAACUCAUAACUUGCACUAAAUGUAUAUUAUUUUUCUUGAAGUUUUACCAUUCUUUAUUUAUAUUUGUAUGGAUUAAAAAAUUCUAUUAAAUAUGAAUCAGUUAAUAUCUCACAUAACUAAUUACCUUUUUAAUGUGAUUUUAUAGUAUAAUUCAUAAUCCUCUGCAAGUAAUGGAGGAUUAGCAAAUGUUUACAACUAGAUGAAGGGUUUAAACAAAAUGGUUUCUUUAUGAUCCAACAUGCAUAUAAGAUCAUUUUGAAAUGGAACUUUCAUUGCCGUUACCUUGAGAUUUCCUUUUUCCUUUUAUUAGCAGAUAACUGGAACAGUAAUAUUAAAAUGUUAUUUUUAAAAAACUGCAGGGUUUUAAAAAUAAUAGGAAGAAAGCAACUAUAAUUAUUAAAUUGCUUUUGACUGGUUUGUUUAUUGGUUUUGGGGGUGAUUUUUUUUUCCCAAGUCUUUAAAGCUGUAAAUGUUGUGUAGCCACAGAAGAUGAGCAGCAGGGCAGAAUUGAAUCCAGUACUUGAAAAUUUGGCAGGACUGUAAAAUUAAGCAGCAACACACAUGCUAGCAGGUGAACUGACAGAUCCCCAACUUCUUUACUUUUUUUCUUUCUAGGCAUGAGAUGAAUUUGUUUCACAUUCAUUUUAUCCAGCCACCACCCCCACAAAUACAUGCAGAGGAAAAAAAGGCAAUAUGCUAAGCCUAAAGUAGGAAGGAAACAAAUUAAGAAAUCUAUCUGAAAAAAAUCAUGCUUUACAAUAUGAGGUUAGAUACAAUUUCCUUCUUUUAACAACUGUGCCCAUAAGACUGCAAAAAUAUAAAUGGUAAAUGUCUAAAAUAAUAAUCCUAGGUAUCUCAAAGGCAUUCAUCACAGUUACCUCAAACAUCUGUAUUCGCAAAGUGCUCAGUAUGAUUUUAUCUUAAGUACAAUAACGUACUGAACUGAAAUUGUGGUACUUUUGGCAAGCUCCAAACUAAUGCCUGUGCUGAAGUGCUCCGCUGAAUUUUUACUGAUUUUUCUGAGUAUAAAACUGCCAUCUACGUCUCAUCAUCUCAUCUCUUGCAGCAACUGGAACAAGUAGAAAACAAAAUGCGUCAGUGGGCUCAUGGUGAUUAGCCCCUGUUAUUUAAAAUGGGUUUGGACUGCAACAGGGAGUAGGGCUGUGUUAAAAUGGGAGCGUUGCAGCAGCUAGCUGUAUUCUUCCACAUGAAGCCAGUGUUAGUGUUUCAAAAGUUGUUCUGUUACAUUGCGUAAGCCUGCAGCCACUUUACAGGAGAAACUUCACAAAGAGCAGGAUGUGGCCCAUCUACAGAAGGCAGCUCUGGAAGUUGUCUGUGAUGCCGAUUUCUGUUUAAUUUUUUUUUAGUGGAAGAAUAUAAACACACUACACAGAAAAAUUGCUUUAAAUCAGUUUGAAACCUCAUAAAACACUGCUGUGUGUACUGUAGUAACUUGCACGGAAUGUUACAAGCUUGUACUGUCUGAAUUAAAAUACAGUUCACACCCCUGCUGUGUUUUAUAAUUUCAGUAUGGAUCCCAAGUGCUGCAUAGAAAUUGUGCAUCUCUGUUUACUCUUCUUACCUGCUAAGCUUUCCCUGUCAACAUCUACAAUGUUUUCUGGUAAAUGUACAUUAGAGGUUCUGAUAAUGAAGUAUGUGUGCCUGUGCUGUGCAACAAAAAUUUUCCAACGUAAAACUUGCAGCGCCUUACUGAAGUUACUAAUUUGAAAAAAAAUGUGGUGGAUGGGAGGGGGAAAGUGUCAGCAUUUUUUUGGGUUUUGGUUGCUUUUUUUUUUUUUUUUAAACCAUUCAGUUACUGGUUCAUGAAGAAUGCAUUCUUUGUUAAUCUGUGAUGUUGCCUAGAGCUGUAUUUAAUAUUGAUCUUAAUGUUUUUAUUUAUAAUAGUGUGGUAGAGCUGCAUAUCAUUACAGUAAAAAUUCUGAUUGCUGUGAUGAUUUAAUCAAACAUUAAAAACUUCUGUAUGACCA
Messenger RNA from Grus americana (Whooping crane), 4708 nucleotides. RefSeq names its product H(+)/Cl(-) exchange transporter 3-like. The coding region runs from base 16 to 1728 and encodes 570 amino acids. Gene Ontology annotation, biological process: transmembrane transport; chloride transport. Gene Ontology annotation, molecular function: voltage-gated chloride channel activity. NCBI's taxonomy places the organism in Eukaryota, Metazoa, Chordata, Aves, Gruiformes, Gruidae. Gene Ontology annotation, cellular component: membrane; synaptic vesicle; early endosome. The transcript is spliced from 7 exons. The record is from RefSeq and is a predicted model, not a curated record.